CGUCGCGACGCUCCAAACCCCACACUAACCGAGCCGCCUUCUUCCCCCGGAAUUCCGCGCGACGUCACCGUCACCCGGCAGUUCGUCACCGUCGAUGACCGAAACGGUUACUCCCCUACCACCACCAACACCACCGAGCAGUUACCACUCUUCUCCGCGUCGCUAAUUUCUCUCUCUCUCUCUCUCUCUCUCUCUCUCUCUCUCUUGCUAAUCCCCUUCUCCGAUAACGGCUGAUCCCUCUCUAAUCGCCGAUCGCCGCCAUGUCCUCCUCUUCCUCCUCGUGCGACGAGAGCGGGAACGCUAGCCCCCCGGCGGCGGAGGCGGCGGGGGCUGCGUCGGCGGGGGUGGCGCCGGCGUGGCCGAGGCGGCACUGCCGGGACGUGUUCUGGCUGGUGGUCUUCCUCCUCCACCUGCUUGUCUUCGGCGCCGCGCUCGCGCUCUUCGGCCUCAACCGCUUCUGCCAGGCCGACCGCUUCAACAUCGGCCUCUACGCCAACCUCACCGCGGACCCGACGGUGCCGGCGUCCGAGCUCACGGAGACGUACUGGAAGUACUACGGCGCUGCAGGGGCCGUGGGGGCCGCGCUCGCGUGGGCGCGGCUGGCGGCGGCGGCCGGGAGUAAGGACGGGGGGAAGGUGGUCAUGCGGACCGCCGUGCACAGCCUCACGGCGUACCUCGCCGUCGUCAGCGUGCUGUGCUUCUGGGGAAAGCACUUCUUCUGGGGCGUCGCGCUUGCUGUCGGCGCCGGCCUGCACUUCCUUUACGUCAUGUCAGUGCUCGAUAGGUUUCCUUUCACAAUGCUAAUAUUGCAGAAGGCAGUAAGAAUGGUAUGGGAACUUCCUGAUGUGAUGAGAGUUGCAUAUGCAUUUGUGCUAGUCAUGCUUUGUUGGAUGGCAUUAUGGUCCUUUGGAGUUUCUGGUAUUGUUGCCUUUGGCAUGCCAAAUGGUGGCCAAUGGUGGCUUCUUUUGAUUUUUUCAGUCAGUUUAUUUUGGACUGGAGCUGUCCUUAGCAAUACAGUCCAUGUCAUUGUAUCAGGUAUGGUAUUCCUUGUUCUCAUUCAUGGUGGACCAACUGCUGCAUCGAUGCCCCCAAAACCGCUUCUAAAGUCGCUUCGAUAUGCUGUAACCACUUCAUUUGGAAGCAUUUGCUAUGGAUCACUUUUUACAGCUGCUAUUAGGACUUUACGUUGGGAGAUUCGUGGAAUCCGUUCCAAAAUUGGAAGCAACGAGUGUUUGCUGUGCUGUAUUGAUUUUGUGUUUCAUAUUGUGGAGACCCUUGUUCGCUUCUUCAACAAAUAUGCAUAUGUACAGAUAGCUGUCAAUGGGCAGAGUUUCAAUAGGUCAGCUAGGGAUGCUUGGGAGCUGUUUCAAUCCACAGGGAUCGAAGCACUUAUUGCUUAUGACUGUUCGGGUGCUAUCCUUCUGAUGAGCACCAUGUUAGGUGGACUAAUUACGGGAACCUGUACAGGCGUUUGGACAUAUUUCAAACAAAGCGGUAAAGCUGUUAUGGUUGGUUCAACCUCUAUGCUGAUGGGUAUGAUACUGGUUGGGCUAACUGUUGUGGUUGUGGAAAGUGCUGUUACAUCAAUAUACAUAUGCUAUGCUGAGGAUCCCCUUUUGAUUCAGAGAUGGGAUCCUGAAUUUUUUGAACAAAUGUCUGAGGCACUACACGAGCGACUGCAGUACCGAAGUGCACGUGCUCGCCAAGUACUGAACGGCCGGCUUGAUCAUUUGCCGAAUUCAUCAAGUAUUUGAAUUGCAUGUCAGACAUUGCUCAUUUCUGUGAAUCCACCGUAACGUAAGCAGGCAUUUCCAGAAGAAAAGAAGGCUUGGAUCUUCCUGCCAUUGAAAUAUAGACCAAGGAAGUUUUUUCUCGGCCAUUGAAAUUUAGAGAACUGAAGUGCCCCCAGCAAUCUUGGAGGCCUUCAAAAACAGCAGUAUGUUCCCAAGAUCCCAAUGAUGCAGUGAUUUGUUCAUGCUUGGGUAUUACUGCAAUGUCAGUUUUUAUUUGUGUAGGCUUUGUGUGGGAAGAUAGAAAUUGGUAAAUCCAUCUUCGAGAUGUAGGUUUUGUGAUGCAGAGUGGGUGUGGUUCUUUAUUUUAAUGGAAACACUUAUGCAAGUUGGUCACUGCGGCAAUUUUUCUCUUUUGUAGUAAGAUCUGUAGGUAUGGAGGAUUUUUUUCUUUCUUUGAACUUUGAAGUGUCUCAAAGUUUGAGUGCGAGUGUUUCGGCACUACAGACGCCCGCGCAAGGGUAUAGCCCUG
Molecule: messenger RNA, 2262 nt
Organism: Phragmites australis (common reed)
Lineage: Eukaryota; Viridiplantae; Streptophyta; Magnoliopsida; Poales; Poaceae
Exons: 6
Coding region: 261-1754 (497 amino acids)
Biological process (GO): transmembrane transport
Cellular component (GO): membrane
Molecular function (GO): transmembrane transporter activity
Source: RefSeq, a predicted model, not a curated record